Molecule: messenger RNA, 4734 nt
Organism: Penicillium alfredii
Lineage: Eukaryota; Fungi; Ascomycota; Eurotiomycetes; Eurotiales; Aspergillaceae
Product: putative GTPase activating protein (Tsc2)
Exons: 1
Coding region: 1-4734 (1577 amino acids)
Biological process (GO): regulation of small GTPase mediated signal transduction; negative regulation of TOR signaling; positive regulation of GTPase activity
Cellular component (GO): cytoplasm; TSC1-TSC2 complex; nucleus
Molecular function (GO): GTPase activator activity
Source: RefSeq, a predicted model, not a curated record
AUGUCUUCCGACGAUGUUUCACCACCACCCCAGCAUAAACCGUCCUCAUCCAGCUUCGCCGAUGUGUUCAAGACGCUAGGUGUCGGUCGCCCGAAGUCCCACUCCCCGGUAUCGAUUCAGGAAAGCAGCAGCGACUCGAUAUCCCAUACCACUGAGACUCGAGGGACAAAUCGACUUGUGCUCGGGCUUGAAGCAAUGCAUCGUGGCAGCGUUGUGUCAAGCUCCUCGGACGCCCCAAGUGGUCCAGACUUCGAUACUUCCCUCCGCAAUUUAUCACAAAAGCAACACUUGUCCCAGGCAAUUGAAGAAGCGGAGUCGGUGUCAAAAGCCCUCCCAUGGUUCAGUUCCGAACAGUCAGUUGCCCUCUGGGAAGCGGCUGAGUUCCUGCUGCACCACGAAAGCUCUGCAGAUGCUCAAAGGAGUGCUUCUCGGCUACUUGAGGCGAUUGCAGCCCGCCAAGACUUAUCGCCAUCAGCUCGACGUUUGGUAUUUGAGUCCAUCGCCUGCCCAACCGAACCUGAUGUCAUUGCAGCGCGAGUACAGUCAUUGAUCUCGCUGUCAGAUCAUGGCAGAAAACUGGAUUUCACCAAUUCUUCUAUCCUACACAUCAUUUCCUCUUGGAUUGUCCCCCUCUAUGGGGUCAUAUCCACAGCGCGCUCCAAAGCGAAGAAGGGGAGAGUCGUCAAACCAAAUGGGAUCAGUCACGAUGAAGCUGUAUUGGGAGAUCUCUUCCAGUUUGCAGUGGAUCUGAUCACUCUGCAGCGGAGGGCGCCGAGCCAGGAAGAGAUCGAGCUGCUUCUCACUGAGACUUUCACUAUAUGUAAAAGGACCAGUGUUGCCGCCGACAUCAAAAACUCACUGGCCGUGUUUGAUGCUGUGAUCAUGUAUGCCAACGUACCUGAUGCAAGCUUUGUCACUCUCCUGGAAGUUCUCUGCAGCAUUCACGCCUCUGUCAAGUCCCUGUCUGGCCCCACAUCUCGCGCGGUACGCAAUUUAGCAAAAUCCCGGAGACAGGGUGGAAUGGUGAACACUCUCCAUACCUUCCUGAGAGAGUCAUGUGCUGCGGAACAAACCCGAAAUUUGAACGUCGUCCGUGGCACACUUUAUGUUUUCUCGGACCUCAUUCGUGCUUAUGGCCAAGACGGCAUGCCUCAGUUGCCCUUCGGCCAAUUGAUGGAUUCCCUUCAGGUUGUUGCUCAGAAAGAAGAUGCUCGGGUGGAUGCCGACAUAUUAGACCUGUGUCUCAACAUUUUGGAGGGAGAAUUCUUUCGAGUUGCGCUGGAGUGGGAUUGGACAACCUUUGCAAACCUCCUUGUACUGUGCUCUCGCAGGAUUGCAGAUGAACCAGAGUCGUCCCCGGCCUCCCCAGCCAGUCCAAACCCCCAGCCUCAGGUCAAAAGCACAUAUGACGACACGAAAUCCAAUAUUCUCGCAAACAUAAUUCGGAUAGCAUCCGUUCUCGAAUCCCUAUGGGAACAGCUCAAUCAAGACCAAAAGCGGCAUGCCUUCAGGUUCCUCGUCAAAGGCUACCGGCACAUUGAACCAUCUCAGUCUGAGUUGAUCAUUAAUUUAAUGAGAGAAGACAAGCUUUGCCAUCCCUCUGAGGAUUCUCCUUGGGUGCAACAUUGCCAGGAGCUGAUUGAGCGUUUCGUUCAGCCUCGCAAACAAUCCUCGGAUAUUCGCAUCUUGGCUUUGGACACACUAAAGGAAGCUUUGUCUGGCAAUGAGUCGUCACUUUUCUCACAAGAACAUGGCCUCCUAGGCCGUUUACUCGAGGACUUUCCAGCCGAGCAUGAUCUUCUCUUCCUGGAAUCGCUGGUUUCUUUUCUCACUGAACCGGCUAUACAAUUCAGCGAUGAUGAUACAUUCAAACUGUUGGUGAACACCAUUGGAGCACCAAUGAAGAAGGAUCCGAGCCCAAAUGAACGGCGUGACCCUUCUCCGAGUCACGCCUCGCCUCCUCGUCGAACCUCCACGAGUGUCCUGGAGCUGAGUUUGGCAAACGUGUGCGCAGUCGGUCUUGUGAAAAUGAUGCUCCGUGCCUUGCGUCUCUCUGCGGCAAAGACCGUCGUAGUUUUUGAAGCACUUUUAGGGAUUGCGCAGUCUCCUGAUCGCCCGGCAGACUCUCGACUGACGGUUUUAAAGUUAUUGUUUCGGCUUCGAUGCGAUUCAGCUGGGUCUAUCACCGUCAUAUCAACCUCUGAAAGUGACUUCCUCAUGAAUGUUCUGGGUCGAAAUGUCGACGUGGGCCCAAAAAUGCAGGCGCCCAGUGAAAGCCCACCUAGAGAAAUUCCUCAGCAUGACCAUCAGCCGGCUACGCCGAGCACAAAGCUCGCCGUGAGAGAAUCCGCACCGGCUGGUCUCUCCAAGUCUGGUCCCAGGCGUGGCUCUAUUUCUUCCCGUGCAUCAAAACUGACGCCUCCGGUAUGGACGUAUGCUCUGCCGCAAGUUCUUCCCGAACAGCCAUCCGUCGAGUCCAGUCCUUUUGUUUUUGUGCGCUCACAGUCAGGGACGUCAACUCCUGUGGAUUCAAACACGGCGCCAUCCGGGACAUUGAAGACGAACAUGUGGCUUGAAAUUGUGAUCUCAUUGCUACAACGCGAGGCCGAUUGGGAUGUUUACAGCUACGUUCUGACGCAUCUUGGACCUCAACUGAGCAAUAAGGACUUUUUCAGCAACGCCAUUCCUCAAGUCAAACUCCUACGCAGCAUCCUGUGUGAUCAAGUCAAGAACGAGACCUUUCAUGAGCCUCCUGGGCUUACCGGGCUGAAAAAAAGCGACGUGGCUGCUUGCGUCUUCGAUUCCCUCUGCAUGUUGGUCAGCUAUCACCAAUACUUCGCCAAGAGUGAGGAAGAUGAUCUCGUCCGGGCCUUCAUGCUGGGUAUCAUUGGGUCUUGGGGCAGCACGUCUCGCGGUUGCAUUCAAGCUCUCUCACUCUGUUGCCAUGAAAUCCCAUUGUCGGUGACCAAGUCGCUGAAUAGUAUCCUGGACAGGAUGUCCAAGGUGAUAACCAUGUCGAAUAUUGCUGUUCAUAUCCUGGAGUUCUUGGCACUUCUCGCGCGCCUGCCAGACGUCUACGUCAACUUGCGUGAGGAAGAGAUUCGGACUGUGUUUGGAAUUUGCAUUCGGUUUCUGCAAACUUCCAGAGAGCAUCGAUACAAGGCCGCCGAGUCCCCCACCACACGAGCUCCUCAGCAACUGCAGUCGCGGCUUAGUCUUGGCUCACGAGAACAAGCUUCACAUCAGCUCGAGGCAGCCGAGUCUUCUUCGCAGGACGGCAUGUCGAAGUAUAUCUCGAACCUGACCUACCAUGUCAUGGUCUUCUGGUUCUUGUCUCUGAAACUCCAAGACCGGCCCAAGCACGUCAACUGGAUCACCAGCAGACUCAUUUUCCCCGAUGAGCAUGGGAAGGAAGUGGUUGAGGAACAAAGCGAAGUCUUCAUUGACUUGAUGCAGCGGGUUGCGUUCUCGGAUUUGGGGGAUACCAUUCCGUUCGAGACCUUCCCUCCGUCUCCUGAAAAUGGGCCUGUGGUGAAAAAGUCAUGGGUUGUGGGAAUGAGCAUUGUCACUGUCGAAACUGCUGGGGUGUCGGGAUUAACCCAAAUCGCAAAGCGACAGGCAUCAGGGACGACCUAUGCCGUUUAUCAGCAGCGAACGGCACCUGUGCUGCCGCACCAAGUGCCCCCGAGCCCUGACGCUCAUUUACAUUCAGAUGCCAUGCGCACCGCGGUUCUUCCCAGCCAUGUCCUGCUACAGAUGACCGCUUCCGCGUUCCCCACGCCCACGGUGAUGCAGCCAAUUCCAGUCCCUGAGGAUGACAUCACUCGUAGAGCGAUUGGGAACUUUGACCGGACUGAUAUUGUUGAUGGACAUCGAAUCGGAGUUGUGUACGUCGAUAAUGGUCAGACGAAGGAGGCGGAUAUUCUGUCUAAUACAGUGGGAUCUGCCGACUACGAACACUUCCUGUCCGGGCUCGGUACCAAGGUCUCGCUGCGGAAUGCCCAGUUCAAUACCCAGGGACUGUAUGCAGACACCGAUGGAGAAGCCACUUACGCCUGGCGUGACAGGGUAACUGAGAUCGUAUACCAUGUCGCCACGAUGAUGCCUACAGACUUUGACCACGACCCGGCCUGCAUCAACAAGAAACGGAACAUCGGCAACAACUUCGUCACGAUUGUGUUCAACCGAUCGAAUCUUCCAUUCAACUUCGACACGAUCCCGUCCGAGUUCAACUCGAUCAACAUCGUCAUCACGCCCUCAAGCCGCCUCGCCUAUGACGAGUCCGGCAUUGCCAAGGGCGAGACCGAUCCAGAGAAGCUAUACUACAAUGUGAGAGUCAUGAGCAAGCCCGGCUUCCCUGAUGUGUCGCCAGCCGCAACUCCCAAGGUCAUCUCAGGCAAGAACUUGGCAUCUUUUGUCCGUAUCCUGGCGCUGAACGCCUCCGUGUUUUCUCUUGUGUGGAACAACAAAGGCGGCGAACACACUUCGUCCUGGCGCACCCGGCUCCGCGAGAUCAAGAAGGUCCGCGAACGUGCCCUGGCCGCGCAGGCUCAAGGCCCCGAAAUCGCUGAGGGUGCCUACCCAGGCCAGCGCCGAAACACAAAGCCCAAUAUCUUCUCCGAGGAACUGCCUUCGCGCGCUCCUCCCGUGCGAACGGACUUUGCUGCCGAAUGGAAUGCAGCCUCCGAUGCCAAUGUCCUCCAGAACCUGGAUUUCUCCCGGUGGAGCCGCUGA